Molecule: messenger RNA, 1180 nt
Organism: Drosophila innubila
Lineage: Eukaryota; Metazoa; Arthropoda; Insecta; Diptera; Drosophilidae
Exons: 3
Coding region: 661-1014 (117 amino acids)
Source: RefSeq, a predicted model, not a curated record
GUCAUGCUCAAACGACAGUUGAAUGCACUCGCAACUGCUGAUAAUGAAAGAGAGUUAAAUUAUAAAUUGUGGAAAAAGAUUAUUUUAAUAUACUGGUAGCUCAUUUUCCGUGUUCUCAAUCAAAAUACAUUUAUCAACAUUUAUUUAUAAAUACAUACGUAUAUAAAAAUUCCUUUCAAGUUAUUUUCUUCUAAUGCAAAUUCAAAUCAUUUCUUUGAGUCAUGAGUCAUUUAUUAAAUUUUCAAAAUUCCUCGCUUGCAAAUGACCUUGAAUUGCACUUAUGUACAUAUGUACAAACUAACAUGGGAUACAUACGAGCUGCAUAUUUAUUUCAUAGCCGCAAAUUAUUCAUCAGCAUUUUAUCAGGAUAUCAAAACCGAACUGCACCGAACAUCUAUAAACAAAAACACACAAACAACAACAACUACAUAAAAUAUAGAAAGCAAUUAAACAAAUGCAAUUAAAAAUUAUAAACCGUUUGAGAAAUCUAAAAGUGCGCACGCGUUGCAAUUUUUCAAGAGCAAAAAAACUCACAGCAACAACAAAAAAAAUAAAAACAAAAUUUCAUAGUAAAAACACAAAAAUCAAAAAACACAUGAAACAACACAAAAACAAAAAAACAACAAGCUUACUUUGCCAAGAAGCAAAAGCCGAAGCGCAAUGUUCGCUAAAAUUGUAAGGGUAGAAAGGGAUAGCAGCUGUUUGCCAGCCGGCUGCGGCCGCGGCGUCGGUUUGGAGCCGCUAAGGACAAGGGUUCAAGUGCAAGGAGGAUGCAGGACACCGAACGGAGUGCAACACACAGGAACAAGGACGUAUUUUGCCCUGUGUGUUGGAACACAGCGUCAACAGAGGAAACAUGCAACUAUCUUAAUAAAAGGAUUUAUUUGUGAAAAGAAGAGAAGGACGAAGCUAAGGAAUUUCACAACAAUGCAAAAUGUUUGCGUGUCACAAAGAGGGCAAAAAAAAAGUACAGCCAAAAGUCAACGCGACAAGCGAGGAUAUAAAUCAAUAUGAAAUUUCAAUCCAAUGAGAAAUGGUGCAUACUUACAUAUGGACCAUUAACAGAAACCCGUAAAUCCGAACUUGUGCUGUUUUAUAUCUGUUACAAGACCGGCAUUAUGGGAGUCUGUCAAUGCAAACAACUGGUUUUUGGCAACAACAAAAAGAGUUCUAAACUAAA